UCACGAAAUAAACUUUGGGAAUUGAAAUCGUACCUCCUGCGUUGUGUUUUGUUACUUUUCAUCGGUUUUGGUUUUAGCUUUGAAAAGGGGAUAAGUGUAGAGAAUUUUGUUGGUUGUUUAAAGAAAUAGACCAACUGCCAUCAUGGCGAUGCAAGCUGCUCGACGAGCAAAUGUUCGAUUACCACCUGAAGUGCACAGAAUACUUUAUGUAAGAAAUCUCCCAUACAAGAUUACAGCAGAAGAAAUGUAUGAUAUAUUUGGAAAAUAUGGAGCAAUAAGACAAAUUCGACUUGGAAGCACUACCGACACUAAAGGAACAGCAUAUGUUGUGUAUGAAGAUAUUUUUGAUGCUAAGAAUGCAUGCGAUCAUUUAUCUGGUUUCAACGUCUGUAAUCGAUAUCUUGUGGUUCUUUAUUAUAAUCCUAACAGGCAAUUUAAGAAGAAAGAUGCUGAAAAGAAACAGGAACAAUUGGACAAGAUGAAAGCCAAGUUUGGAGUGAGCACAGAUCCCAAGUGAUGGAACAAUUUACAAAACAAUGAUACUUUGUUAUUCCUUACUGAAUUCAUUGUCGACGUACCCUGUAAAUGUGCUGCAGAGCCUCAAUUAGUUAAACUUACACAUUGACAGCCCUUGCUGUUUUGUUUUUUACAGUGGUUGUAAAACAUGUUUUAAUAUUUUGGUAAAGUACAAUUAUAUCCAUUUACUGCUCUACAAAUGUUUUGAUAUUUUGGUAACUACAAUUGUAUCAAUUUACUGUUCUGUGUAUUUUUUAAAAUAUGCUGUAUUCUACAUGC
Messenger RNA from Ciona intestinalis (vase tunicate), 795 nucleotides. The record is from RefSeq and is a predicted model, not a curated record. NCBI's taxonomy places the organism in Eukaryota, Metazoa, Chordata, Ascidiacea, Phlebobranchia, Cionidae.